AUGCCGAGGUUCAUCUGAGCCCAACGUGAGCCAAAAAAACAACUCAAAAUGAACGUUUUACCCUUCUGCUUUUGUGGAUACAUCUUCACUGCUGCUAUUAUAAUGGGACAAUGUGAGCUACAAGCCUCCUCAUCCCAGACUGGUGAGAGUCGGCCUGAUCAUUUCAUAGGGUUUGCCUCAGCCCCCGACAAAGUGUCACACGGCUCAGUGGUCCGUGUGCGGUACCGCUGCUCGGGGCCCUGUCGGCUGGCGGUGGAGGUGGUGGCGUCCACAUUAAAGGAGACAGAUUCAGCCGUCUUCAGGAGGAAAUGGAUCGGAAGCACACCGGGGGUCUACAGGAUCCACCAGGUGGCCCUCAGAUUGCCUCCGUCUAUUUUAUAUCGACGUGACUUCUUCAACAGGCACGUUUUGGACACACAGAAUGUGACAGUUCGCGCUUGGUUAGACCUUCUUGAAGAUGGCGGAGAACCUUACCGGGACUCUGUGUUGAGGGUUUAUAAAGAGCUGAAGGUGGAGCCAAUCUCAGAGCGUCCAGCUAAACCGCCCACCGAGUGCCCCUCAUGGUCCGCUCAGCUGGUGUGGCAGACGACCAGGAACAGGAUUCAUCGUUGUCCACACGAGUCAGACGUGAUCGAUAUGCUGAAGUUUCCCCUGGCGAGUCCUGGUGAGCACUUUGGAUCGGUCCGCGUGUUCAAGCCUUUUAUCGACCGACACCUGGAGAGCGCCCGUCUGCAUGCUGUGACACAGCCCAGCGUCACCUUCUCCGUGUGGAUCUACCUGCUGAAAUGGUGUCAGGAGAAGCUCUGCGGGAUCAUCCAUCACGUCGGCAGGAAGCGCGGGUUCGACUCCGUUCUGCUGCAGCUCACAGACACAGGAGACGUCAUUAUUCAGACACGUGUGACAACGGGAGAAGAUAAAGCUUUCCGAGCCGGCGUCGUGUUGCCCCGGUGGAAAUGGAUCAGAUUGGACUGUUACAUAUGGGACUCAAAGGUGCUGCUGGAUGCAACAUUGGAUGAUGAAACCCGCAGAUAUCAAUACGAAUUUCAGGAAAGCGUCUAUUAUGACGACACUGAUGGGUACUUUGUGAUCGGAGGAAGCAAGUACAUGCGGGGAUUCCGCGGGUAUUUUGGGCCAAUCAAGUACUACCGUUUCGGAACUAAAGAGGUGAGAAACCAGCUGGAGUCAACGUUGCAGGAGCUGGAUAAGACGCAUCAGGAGUGUCAGGAAGUGAAAGCGCUUACACAAGCUUUUCUUAAGGAAGUGACGGAGAGUCACCACACGACACCAGACGACACAGGUGCGUGUACUCCUCUCUUCAGAAGACUUCGGGGUCCGUCCAGAGACAAAGUGUGCACCCAGACAUGGACGUGGGAAGAACAACUUGAAUACAGCACACUUUUUCAUUUCUUGCAAUCAAAAAAGGAGGACAUCAGAACAGGAUCUUUGGGCAUGAAGGAGCUCCGGACUGUUCUGUUUGAUCAGGCAGUUGGUUCAAUGUUGAGUUCGGAUGAGGAACAAAAUGAAGUCAAGUUCAGAUCAACGGCUCUACUCCGAAUUUCCUCCUGCUUUGGAAAUCACAAAGCGUCUCUCUUGUUGGCCACAGUCUACUUCUCCGGCCUCGGCCAAUCAGUCGAUCGACAGCAGGGUCAUGUCUACAGUUUGAUUGGCGCAUCGGGCAAUAACCGUUUCGCCCUGAUGCAUGCUGGGUACAAGCACCAACAAGGAAUUGACGGGUUUCCAAAAGACCUGGACGUGGCUUACAGCUACUAUUCCAACGUCGGGGCACGGAGCCUCGUGGAUAGUUCCAGGAUGCAUGAAAAUGAGCAACACCAGCUGGAACUCAUCUAUCUGAGCAACAAAGAGGAUUUAAAGAGCUUCACCGAGGAGACGAGCGACGUCUUCCACUAUCUGAAGUACCGAGCGGAGAAAGGAGACGUCGAAGCUCAGAAACACCUGGGCACGAUGCUCUACUGGGGACGUCACGGCGUCUCAAAGGACGUGGCGGAAGCGGUGAAGUGGUUCGAACGAAGCGCUCUGCAGAUGACAGAUCCUUCAGCCAUGUACGACUACUCCAUCCUGCUGAUGAAGGGCCAGGGAGUGAAAAAAAACUUCACCAGAGGUUUGAAGCUGCUGGAGAAAGCUGCAGAAAUGGGCUCCACCAACGCUCUGAGCGGUCUGGGUUGGUACUACGGGUUUAUUCUGAACGACCACAAAAAGGCGGUAAAAUACUUCCGGCAAGCGGCGCUGAACGGCAGCAAUGACGGCAUGUUCAACCUGGGGAUUUAUCACCUGAGCGGCGCCAACCCGGACCACCCGCUGAGGAACGAGACAGCCGCGUUCCUGCAGUUCCUGAACGCCUCCCGGCUCGGCCACGCCGCCGCAUCGGUGGAGGCGGCGUGGUACCUCUCCACGGGGAACCUGGAGGGCGUGUCCCAGGACGCCGAGAGCGCUGUGACAAUGCUGAAAAAGGUCUGCGACCAGAAUGGACAUCUUGGCUUUAUGAUCAGAGACGCUCUGCAGGCCUUCCUCCAGGGCUCCCGGCAGGGAGCCUUUGUGAAGUAUGUGUUGGCAGCUGAAGCCGGUCUGGGUUUGGCUCAGAGCAACGCAGCCCACCUGUGUGAGGAGCUGAACCUCCUUCACGACUGUCAGUGGAGGUAUCAUAACUUCUCCAUAUUAAACUACGAUCCGCAUCCGGACACUCUGCUGAAGAUGGGAGACCACUACUACGCUUCCUCCGGCCGGCGAGGAGACUCAUUAUCGCCGUCGGUCGGUGAGGCCGUAUCGAUGUACGGCCGAGCAGCGGCAGCAGGAAGCCCCCAGGGAAUGUACAACCUGGUGGUUCUGGCGGAACAAGGCCACGUUCUACCGGAGAACAUCCACCACUUGUUUAUUAACGAGUCACAGGGAGACGAGCAGGACAUCGUGGUGAAGAUCUUAAAAAGAUGUGUGGAGAUGGAGGAGGAGGAGGCGUUGCUGCCCUGUUCUUUAGCUCUGCUCAGAGUCCAGAUGGGGAAAGCCUUGAGGAGAAUGAGUCAGAACGGAGCCCAGCUCCUCUUGACAUAUGCAUCUCUUCUCUCUGUCGUUGUCACUAUUGUCAUCGUGCCACUGCAGAGCUGUCUAGAGCAAAAUGUUGCCAGUCGGCGAGUGUUUGCAGCGAGGGCAUCCUCCGUCAGCCAAGGUGGCGUCGACUCGGACAGAGAGCAAGAUGGCGUCCCGGGAGGAGCACACGGCGUGGCGGGGAAUCUGAACGGCGAGCGGCGGCGGCUCCUGCAGACCUGUGAUCUGGCCGUGACCCUGUGCGGCGUGUGCCUGAGUGCUUUCUGCACGGCGCUGCUCUAUCACCUCUUAUGA
Anoplopoma fimbria (sablefish) is the source of this 3351-nucleotide messenger RNA. RefSeq names its product protein sel-1 homolog 3. Gene Ontology annotation, molecular function: protein binding. The record is from RefSeq and is a predicted model, not a curated record. The transcript is spliced from 25 exons. Lineage: Eukaryota; Metazoa; Chordata; Actinopteri; Perciformes; Anoplopomatidae.